AUGAAAAGUUUCGGUGUUAACUACGAACCGCACGGCGAUACUGCCAGAAGUCCUCAAGUGUCCCAACAAGCUGACAUAUCCCAUCCACGCAGCGACAGCAAGGUCAACAAUAUGCCCACCGUCGCCCUCGCCGGCGCCACCACAGGCUUCGGCCUCACCCUCCUCCACACCUUCCACCACCUCAACUCCCUCUCGCCCCACCCCCACACCCUCAUCCUCCUCACCCGCACCCCGCAACCCUCCCUCUCUCGCCUCGGCAUCGCCGUCCGUCCCGUCUCCUACACCAACCACGCUGAACUCGUCACCGCUUUGGAAGGCGUGCAUACCGUGCUCGCCCUGAUCGGCGGGAGUCUGGAAGCCAUCGAGAACGCGCAGCUCGCUCUCAUCGAUGCGGCGACGGAGGCGGGGGUGAAACGUUUCGCGCCGUCUGAAUAUGCGGGCCGCGAUAAUGUGAGCGUGGAUCUUUUUGCGGGAAAGGAGGUGGUGUGGAAAGCGGUCCGGAAGUCUGGGAUGGAAUACACCCGUUUUUCCUGCGGUAUCUUCAUGUCUGUCCUCGCGACGGGUACGCCAAAACCGCUCACUGAGAUUGGAAAACGUGAGGGUUGCGAGACAGGGGAGGAAGAAGCGCUCGCCGGCUUGCGCCCGUGGAAUUUCGUGGUGAACAUGAAAGCCGGCACCGCAGAUUUGCCGGGCGACGGGACGCCGGAGCUGGUGUUUACUGAUAUGCGGGAUGUCGCUCACUUCGUCUACCGCGCUCUGGAUCUGGAGACCUGGCCGGUGGAGCUGGGGAUGCGUGGGGAUGUGAAGUCUUUCAAGGAUGUGGUUGGGAUUUGUGAGAAGUUGCAGGGGCGGAAGUGGUUGACUAAGAACAACGAGAUAGAGGAGAUGGAGAAAGCCAGCAAGGAGGCGGGGAAGGAAUUCUACAACCAGGUGAGGGUUGGGAUUGCGAGGGGGUGGGCAAUGGUGGGGGAUGAGUUGAACCAGGCGUUUCCGGACCUCAAACCGAUCUCUUGUGAAGAGUUUGUUGAGAAGUGGUGGGGUGGUGUGGAACUCGGGGGCCCAAGCUGGGAGGAGGAUGCUGCGUUUAUGUGA
Messenger RNA from Saxophila tyrrhenica, 1092 nucleotides. RefSeq lists its product as uncharacterized. The coding region runs from base 1 to 1092 and encodes 363 amino acids. The record is from RefSeq and is a predicted model, not a curated record. Gene Ontology annotation, molecular function: oxidoreductase activity. NCBI's taxonomy places the organism in Eukaryota, Fungi, Ascomycota, Dothideomycetes, Mycosphaerellales, Extremaceae. The transcript has 2 exons.